Molecule: messenger RNA, 1272 nt
Organism: Trichoderma virens Gv29-8
Lineage: Eukaryota; Fungi; Ascomycota; Sordariomycetes; Hypocreales; Hypocreaceae
Exons: 5
Coding region: 1-1272 (423 amino acids)
Source: RefSeq, a predicted model, not a curated record
AUGUAUCACCGCUCUCCUCCGGGCUUGCACAGGCGCCCAAUCUUCGAACCGCAGUGCACCCAUGCCAUCAUGACAAGAAUCUACAGCCCAAGCCUCCUCUGUUCAAACUGCCACUAUCCUGGACCUUCCGGGUGGCUCUACCAGUGCACGCAGGAUAGAGAGGACUUGAUAGAACACGCCGUGGCGAGAGGAGACUUUAUCAGCAUGGACCAGUUCGGUUGUCAGUUGACCCCAAUGAUGGGCAUUCGAAAGGGGAGCCCUGCUGCUCGCGAGGACCGGCUCAGCUUCUUCCAGGAGAUCAACCAAGAGCAGCUAGCGAAAUACCGCCCUGACCAGGUGGCUCACAUACUGAGGCAGCGUGAAAAUGUCCAGCUCGUUAUUCAGCGAGACAAGGUUCGCAAGAGUAGCGCCGCGAUACUCAGUCGUCUCGCUCAGCCUUACGGGCUGGACAGCGCUUCAUGUAACAUUGGGUUCCAGAAGCCGUGGUUGUGCACUCCCCAAGAGGAAUGCCAGUAUCGGGUAUGCCAAAACUGCCGGCCUGGCUGUGCAGACCGCGCAUUUCUGAGUCUCAACGCCGUCGCCGAUGGUGAAGUUCCCCCAACUGCAGCAGCGGGUUACAGCUUUCACCUCCUUGGCCAGCGGCCCAUCGUAGAUGCAAAUGUCCUCAGAAACAUUGGCUGCCGUCCAGUUCCUCUGCCUCGAUUCUCUACCACGAGUUCGUCUCACGGCUCGCACGCAUCAACCAUGAGUGUCACGGACUUGCUCGAUGCUCAGAUAGCCCGCGGACGUCUUCUAUGGACAAGACAGGGGACUGAUGCCGAAAUCGAAGAAUACGAUGCUGAUUUUGACUGGUCUCUGAUGCCCGCCACAUCUGGCAUCUCCUCUAGGCAUUUGAAGUACGCUCCAGGGUGCGAGAAUCUGGGAGUGCUUGCAGAGCCUGAUGCAUCCAGCACGUUCGCUCCACCGCAGUGGACUCCUCCACCUUCACCUGCGAUGGACUUGGAUGAGACUGAAGAUAAGCCCGACGGCCAUGACGGUGCCACUCUCUCGAAAAAGAACUCUUCCAUUCAAGAUGGCACCUUGCUCUCUGAAUCGGCGGUUUCGCAAAUAACGGGUCACAUUCGCGAAUUGAGCGUCGACGAGUCACCCAACGAAGCAACUCAUGCCUCCAAUGAAAAGUUCCCUCCAUCGCCGCUCAAAGUGCCCCACGGGGUGGCCAUGCUAGAGGAGAGCGUCGAGCUGGGAGUUCCGGAUGUCAUUACGCAGGCUUGA